AUGAUGGACAGAGCAAACCAGACGGUUGUUAGGGAGUAUAUCCUGCUGGGGUUAUCUGAGCACCAUAACCUAGAGAUGGUCCUGUUUGUGCUUUGCAUGGGCAUCUACUGUGUGAAUGUGAUGGGGAACUCCCUCCUCAUAGUGCUGAACAUGCUGGACCCCCGCCUGCACAACCCCAUGUACUUUUUCCUCAGCAACCUCUCCCUCAUGGACAUUCUUGGUACAUCCUCCUUUGUGCCACUCAUGCUGGUCAACUUCCUGGAAGCCCAAAAGACCAUCUCCUUCCCUGGCUGUGCCCUACAAACGUACCUGACCCUGGCGCUGGGCUCCACAGAGUGCCUGCUCCUGGCCAUGAUGGCAUAUGACCGUUAUGUAGCUAUCUGCCAGCCACUUAGGUAUCCCGAGCUCUUGAGUGGGCAGAUGUGCGUGCGGAUGGCCCUGCUGAGCUGGGGGAUAGGCUUCACCAACUCACUGCUGCACUCCAUCCUGGCCUGGCACCUCCCCUUCUGUGGCCACAAUGUCAUUAACCACUUCUUCUGUGAGAUCCUGGCAGUGAUAAAACUGGCCUGUGGGGACGUGUCCCUCAAUGCACUGGCAUUAAUGGUGGCCGCAACUGUCCUGACACUGGCCCCAUUCCUGCUUAUCUUUCUAUCCUACAUUUUCAUCCUUGCUGCCAUCCUUAGGCUACCUUCUGCUGUAGGCCAGUGCAAGGCUUUUUCCACCUGCUCUGCUCACCUCACAGUGGUGGUGAUUUUCUAUGGAACUAUCUCCUUCAUGUACUUCAAGCCCAAGGCCAAGGACCCUGACUUGGAUAAGAUUAUUGCAUUGUUCUAUGGGGUCGUGACACCCUCACUGAACCCUAUCAUCUACAGCCUGAGGAACACAGAGGUGAAAGCCGCUGCAGUAGCUCUGCUGGGGGGAGAUGGGCUAUCCAGGAAAAUGUCUCACUUUUACUGCUGCACUCCAUCUUUGUCAGGAUAG
This is a messenger RNA of Trichechus manatus latirostris (Florida manatee), 981 nucleotides long. RefSeq names its product olfactory receptor 13C7-like. Lineage: Eukaryota; Metazoa; Chordata; Mammalia; Sirenia; Trichechidae. The transcript has a single exon. The record is from RefSeq and is a predicted model, not a curated record. The coding region runs from base 1 to 981 and encodes 326 amino acids. Gene Ontology annotation, molecular function: G protein-coupled receptor activity; olfactory receptor activity. Gene Ontology annotation, cellular component: plasma membrane. Gene Ontology annotation, biological process: G protein-coupled receptor signaling pathway; detection of chemical stimulus involved in sensory perception of smell.